UAGCUGUAACUGAAUGACACGACCCGGAAGUGUACAUGAGAGAGGGGGCGGUGGAAAAAGAACUCAAUCAAGAUGGCGGACGAGAAGCAGGUAUCAUCACAGGCAGAGACGGAGGGAGUGAACUGCCUUGCAUAUGACGAAGCCAUUAUGGCACAGCAGGACCGUAUUCAGCAAGAGAUAGCCACCACUAACCCUUUAGUGUCGGACAGACAAGAUCUCUCUGUGCUUCAGGGUGAAUAUGCUGCAGAGGAUGCCAUUUACCAGCUCAAGAUAAAGGACCUUCACAAAAAGUAUUCGCACAUUCGUAAGACACGGCCAGAUGGAAAUUGUUUCUACAGAGCUUUUGGCUUUGCACAUUUGGAGUCACUACUGGACGACAGCAAAGAGCUGCAAAGGUUUAAAGCCGUGGCAGCUAAGAGCAAACUGGACCUUGUAAACCAGGGCUUCACCGAGUUCACUAUCGAGGACUUUCACAACACUUUCAUGGACCUGAUUGAGCUGUGUGAAAAGCAGCAAUCACUUGGUGAACUGCUAAGCUCCUUCAAUGACCAGAGUGUGUCUGACUACAUAGUGGUUUACCUGAGGCUUCUCACCUCGGGAUACCUACAGCGGGAGCAUGUGUUCUUUCAGCACUUCAUAGAGGGCGGCCGUUCUGUUAAAGAGUUUUGCCAGCAGGAGGUGGAGCCCAUGUCGAAAGAGAGUGACCACAUCCAUAUCAUUGCCUUAGCACAGGCACUGAACGUGUCCAUAUUAGUGGAAUACAUGGACAGAGGAGAGGGUGGAACGGUGAACAAUCAUGUCUUCCCUGAAGGAAGUGAGCCACGCAUCUUCCUGCUCUACCGCCCAGGCCACUAUGACAUCCUGUAUAAGUGAUACUCUGUGGUUCCAUUGUGAAGAAACCAUACCAUUUCUACAGCCAAGUUGAGUCAUACAUGUGUAUGCGAGGCUAUGCUAUGAUUAAACAAAGUUUUCACUCCAGUUCUCCCCACAUUACAAAAUGAAUGAUUCCCCCCCCCCCAGUACAGACAGAACAAAGCUCUUGAUCGCAGAAAAACUGACACUGCAUCAAACAGCAGCAUUAUUAGAGUUGUACAGUAGGUUUUUGUGUGGUUGUAAAUGUUAUCAUCUUGCUUUUAGUGUUUUUCCUUUGUUACACUGCCUUUCAUGAGUUUUAUUAAAGGGAUUUACUCACUUGACCUGAAGUCAAUUUGUGGUUUCAGAAAUCAUUGUGAACGUGAUAACAUCAAGGCACAGACUUUUACCAUUCAGAAGUUGCUCGAAGCCAGUAACAGGAAAAGAACAGAAAGCGCAAUCAUUUAAGUGCUACUUUUACAUUUACCAAACAUAUCACACCUUAUGCAGACUGAUGUUUAUUUUAAGCAGAUUUGGG
Messenger RNA from Sinocyclocheilus grahami, 1390 nucleotides. Its product is annotated as ubiquitin thioesterase OTUB1-like. NCBI's taxonomy places the organism in Eukaryota, Metazoa, Chordata, Actinopteri, Cypriniformes, Cyprinidae. The record is from RefSeq and is a predicted model, not a curated record. Bases 73 to 873 code for a protein of 266 amino acids. Gene Ontology annotation, cellular component: nucleus. The transcript is spliced from 7 exons. Gene Ontology annotation, molecular function: cysteine-type deubiquitinase activity; ubiquitin binding. Gene Ontology annotation, biological process: protein K48-linked deubiquitination; negative regulation of double-strand break repair.